Morone saxatilis (striped sea-bass) is the source of this 2568-nucleotide messenger RNA. RefSeq names its product protection of telomeres 1 homolog (gene pot1). The record is from RefSeq and is a predicted model, not a curated record. Gene Ontology annotation, biological process: regulation of telomere maintenance via telomerase; telomere capping. Gene Ontology annotation, molecular function: telomerase inhibitor activity; G-rich strand telomeric DNA binding. Lineage: Eukaryota; Metazoa; Chordata; Actinopteri; Moronidae. Gene Ontology annotation, cellular component: chromosome, telomeric region; nuclear telomere cap complex.
CAUGCGCGUUAUCGCAGCCUGUCAAUUCGAAACCAAGCGAGGGAAAAGUCCUGCAGCCGUCAGUUUGACAUUAUGCCUGUCCGUGUGCUGUCAGAGGGUGCGGUGCCAGGCGGCCAGGUACCAACACACCUCACCAGGAUUCCCAUCUCGCUCAUCAGCACCAGCACUGACUACGCCAACAAAACUGUCAAGGGAAAAGUGGUUCGAAAAGGUCCACUGGUGUCGUUAGCGGCUGACAACGUCAUCCUGAAAGCUGUCAUCCAAGAAGAAGAUUGCCAACCAAACACGUCGUCUCAGCACCCAUCCAUUAAUGUCGUAUUGUUGGGAGCGCUGGCCAAGGACUUCAGUCUAGCUGUCAAUCAAGGGGAUGCGGUGGUGGCCUCUGGCUUCACUGUGGGCAAAUCCCCCACAGUUCAUAAGGACAAGUUGCACCCCUUUAACCUGCUGCUGUCAGGAGACAACGCCUGUAUUUAUGUGUCCCGACUGCCACCUCCUCCUGACCCCAGAUCCCCACCGGCCGUCAAGAGGAGCUCUCCACUCUCCGCUGAGGCUUCCAGGACAACCAAGGCUCCAAAAUACACGUACGUCCGACUGGGUGACCUGAAGGCUGGAUCUGUAGUGAACGUGUACGGAGUGGUGGUCUUCUUCAAACAGCCAUUCAAGAGCCGCGGCACAGACUUUUGCUCCAGCCUGAAGAUUACUGAUCAGUCCAACCAGAAGAUCGGCUGCACCAUCUUCUGUGAGAAGCUGGAGGACCAUCCAAAAAUCUUUCAAAUCGGAGACAUUGUCCGCAUGCACAGAGUCAAGACUCAGUUCUUCAAUGACUCCAUCACGCUGGUCAACACCUUCGGUUUCUCAGUGGUGACAUUUGAUGGGGUGGCGGGCAGCGCCAUGGAUCCACGGACCUCCAGCCGCUCCUUUCACUUCGACCAGGAGGACCGUCAGACCGUGGAGGAGCUGCGAUCCUGGGCCGCCAGCCAGACUAUCCUCCCUCCAGUUCUCUCAUCCCCUCUUUCUGCUGUUCAGCCCAAAGCUUAUUUCGACCUGACAUGCCAGCUGCUGGCCAAAGCUCCCAUCGACACCACCUGCACCCUGCUGAAGCCUGGAAACUUCCUGAGGAUCUACAACCUACGAGCGAUCCCAGGAUCCAGUAAGGUGCCCGGCCUCACCAGCAGCCAGUCAGAGGAGGUGGAUCACCUGGCUUUUCACCUGCAUGGGGGGACGGCGUACGGCAGGGGGAUCCGGGUUCUUCCAGAAAACAGCCCCGACGUGCAAGACCUCAAGAGAGUCAUUGAGGCUUUGCCGGAGGAUGGUGAGCUGAAUGACUCAGCAAUGUUGGAAAUCUGGAGCACUCCACCAGAGUCUCUGGAUGGUGAAACAGUGGAUUGCAUCACAGAGAGAAGCUGUGGUCACGACAUACAGUCGGUGACGCUGUCCGAGCUGAAGCAGUGCGAUCCGGGUCGAGUUCACCACGUCAGAGUCCAGCUGAGAUCCUACGAGCCCCGCAGACUCCACCAGGCUCUGAAGCUCUACUGCAGCAAGUGUACAUCUAUACAGGACGUCCCAGAUGAUGAACUGGUGGCCGGUCUCUUCUCUGAGGGGUCCAAGGACUCUGGACCCUGCAGCCCCCCACCGUGGGCAUUCUCUGGGCGGGUCGACGUCCCCGGAGAUUCCCCAGGAUCCUGGAAGCGAGCUCUGAGUGUUCACCUGUCCACCCAACUCAUGUCUGAGGGCAAACCCAAGGAGCUCAUCUUCCUCAUGGGUUCGACUCUGGAGGAAACGUGUCGACUAACGUCAGGCUACCAGAACAUCGUUCCUGUGAGGGCGUCAGGAGGUCACAUGGCUCUGCUGGACCUGUCUGCACCUUUCCUGUUCAGAGGCAGGAAGAGAUACUACGGGUGUAGGCAGUGCUCUGAGGCUGCAGUGAGGGAACCGUGUGCUGAAGGAGUCGAGCUGAUCGAUGAGAAGAUCAUUGCAGAAGCUCUCGGGGUUCAGCUGCUGCAGUUCGUUCUGCUGAUGAAACUCGAGCUGCAGGACGGCACUGACACGCUGGAGGCCAUCCUGUGGAGAGACGCCGAGUCUUUCUUCAGGGUGUCUGCGGAGGACGUAGCAGCCAAUCAGGAGGCUCAGAACAGCAUCUGUCAAACAAUGGACUCCCUCUGUCCAGCAGGGGGCAGCACUGGUGAGCGUCCGUGGCUGGAUUUGUGCCUGACGGUGUACCGAGCAGAGGACGACGGGGGACAGAACCAAACCUGCUACCAGAUCUGCCACACCACCAUCACCAAACCCCCUUCCACACAGUCCGACCCCGCCCCCGCCUGAACCACCUGCUGAUCACAGGUCACCGGUAAACCUACCCUGCAAAAAAGCAACUGUUUUUGUUCACUUCCUUUGUUGUUUUUAUUUGUAUUUAUUGUGUAAAACUAAAUAAAUGUACAGAAAAUGUUACUGCAAAAAUGUACAAGACUGACUGACAUGUGAGUGAAUUUUUAAAACCUCUGCUGUUUCCAGUGCAGUAAACAGAGCCUUUGUAUGACUUUCAAAAUAAAAUAAAUGACUUUGACUGAG